This is a messenger RNA of Hansenula anomala, 153 nucleotides long. It is a transcript of the gene MRX14, whose product is annotated as mitochondrial 54S ribosomal bL34m domain-containing protein. The record is from RefSeq and is a predicted model, not a curated record. The transcript has a single exon. Gene Ontology annotation, cellular component: mitochondrial large ribosomal subunit; ribosome. The annotation marks the transcript as partial. Lineage: Eukaryota; Fungi; Ascomycota; Saccharomycetes; Phaffomycetales; Wickerhamomycetaceae. Gene Ontology annotation, biological process: translation. Gene Ontology annotation, molecular function: structural constituent of ribosome.
CAACGUCGUUGGAAAUCAAGAGGUAACACUUUCCAACCAAACACAUUGAAACGUAAAAGAAGAGUUGGUUUCUUGGCUAGAAUGAGAGACAGAAAUGGCCGUAAAGUUGUUGCUAGACGUAGAGCUAAAGGAAGAUGGUACUUGACAUAUUAA